UCUGAAUACUCUGUUGAUCGUAUUCUCUUGUUAAACCAGUUAUAUACAUUAAUGUAUAGUUAUGAUGUCUGUGGGCAAGUUACCUAACAGUAUUAAGACUGAUUUGAGGUUGUUAUUAGAAUGUUUAAAAUGUAACAUGAACCAGCCUCAAUCUCUGAAAGAUGCUUUGGUUACAAUAGCAGAAAUAUGUUCAGAUAGUGAUGAAGGUAAAGAAUGCUUAUUGGACUGUGGUGGCAUACUAUUUAUUCAAUCUUUGCUCACAUCAACUAAACACACUGAUGUCAAAGAAGCAGCCUUAUAUACACUAUCAUGUGUCGUAGACAGAAAUAGUGAGUGUCAGAAUCUUGCUAGGAAAUCCAACUGCCUUCAUGUUCUGCUACAGUUAUUCAGGUCAACAAGCGAGCAUCUUGAGAAUCGAGGUAUGUUUGGUAAGAUUGUUGGUGAUAUGCAGCAGUUUGCAAUCUGGUCAUCUAUACUUGGUGCCCUCUGUGUGCUGGUUAACAAUCCAUCUAAUGUGUCCAUUCAGGAGAGAUUCCGCUUACUUGGUGGAUUGAAAACUGUGGUAUUAACUUUAGACAAGUUGAUAAAUGGAUUAAAUGAGAAAUCAUCUACGGAUCGAUUGAAUGAAUUAGAGUUGGGCAUCCAUAUAGCAAGUACUUUGAACUCCUGUGUUACAGAUAACAACACGAGUAAGCAAUGUAUAUCCAACUAUGGUGCCGUGGAAUUAUUACUUAGUUUACUUUCCAAUGAUGUCUUAUCUAUCAAUAGUAAACUACAGCUGGUGCUUACAAUAGCACACUGUACAGACUCCUGUGUUGAGAAUCAGCUUGAGUUUGUGGAAUCUGGUGGUCUCAGUUUAGUUGUGAAAUAUAUGACAGAAAUACAGAAUGAUGAGUUUAUGAAAGCAUCUACUUAUCUACUACAGACAUGUGUACAAAUUAACGAUGAGAAUUCCAUACAGACUCCUUUGAAUAUCGCAGAGAAAUAUGAUGACAGAAGAGCUGUGAGAGAAAUGGAAAAUCCACUGGCAAAUGUUGAUAAAUACGUUGACAAGCUUGUCACUAUUCUGGACAGGUUAGAAGCUAAAGAAAACAGCCUAGUGUCUAGUGGUGAACAGAACACUGAUAGGAGAAAUAAAGAAAUAGAAAACAGAAAAGAAGUGAAGAAUAAAAACAAUGAGACUACCAAUCAGUCUACUUUUGACUCAAACGUAGUGAAUGUUGUGACUAGUACUGGAAACAAUGACAUGUAUAGAAAAGAUGAAACUUCUAUACAAAAUAAAGAUGUUGAAAAUAAUAAUGGAACUCUACUGUCUGAGAGUAAACAGGAAACAUCCUCUAUCGGUAUAAGCCAGGGUGUUCAUAUGCAGACAUCGCUUCGUACAGAAGACACUCUUACACAAAGUGAUGAGGUUGCCACUAUUCAGAACACUGGUAGUAAGACUUCCUUCCAUAGACAUGAGUAUACACCAAUAAAAGAUGAUAGUAUUGUCCAUCACAGGAGAGCGUCAACGCCACGGACACCUGGAAAAUCUGAUAUUCAACAUCAUGCAAAAAAAUACCAGAAUUCACAGCCACCAGUUGAAGUGUUCAGAAAACCUACUAUACCUCUGAGAAGGAAUACACACAUUGCAAGAAAACUGUGUGUCGAUUAUACAACAGGGAGUGUACCUGAAGGUUGUUAUGGCAACAAGGGUCUGAAUUGUAGUAUACAGCACAAUCAUAAUGAGAAAUCAAAAAUAUGCCAUAACCAGAAAAUCUGUACUGAAAACUGUAUGCAGUCCCAUAAUAAGACACCAAAAAAAACCCCGGACUACAGUAGAGAACGUCACAGAAUGGCAGCAUCACCCAGUAUAGUAUCAGUUUCAUUCCAAAGAUCUACACCAAACAGACAUGGCACACCAACAAUGAAGGAAAAAAAUCCAUACAAGGUCCACACUGAUGGUCAGAAUACACCAAGGAUAAAGAACAGAGAUGACAAUGUCCACUCCGAUAAACGUGUCUCUAAGUACACACCAGAAUUGAAGAAAAAAGAUCCUCACAAACUAUACCAUGAUAAAGCUGCCACUGUAAACACGUCAAGAAUAAAGAACAAAGAUGACUACACGGUCCACCCACAUGUCUCUCUGGGCACUCCAAAAAUGGUUGAUUCCUACCAUACGCCAACUUUCUCUACAAGUACCUUACAAAGGCAUGCCAGAUCAAGUAGUAGUAAUAUGGUGAAUCAGAAAAGAAAAUUUCCAUUCUGUGUCUCAGAUGAUAUGGAUACACCUGUCAGAAAAUUAAGACCAGUGAAUAAUGACAGAAGGGGUUGCAUGUCUGUUGGACAAAAACACAGAAAGAUUUUUGUAGCACGAUGGCAGGGAUUACACUCGCAGGUCACUCCUGUCAGAAAUGGAAUAAAUAGAAGUGAGAGUGAAGAUAAUAUUGGUAUCAGAUAUUUCCAAACACAUUGUCCUGGUUGUAGUCGCAAUGUUGGUGGAAUGUUAACAAGUCGUACAUACAACAAAUGGAUGGAUAGGAGUAGUGGUACGUGCGAUAAACAUCAAAAAAUAAGACAACAAGAAAAAAAAUUGAUCAAAGAAAUGAAGAAUAAGGACUUCAUAUGUCCUGCUGUAAAACGCACACCAAGCUCAAACAGCUUCUCCAGGAACUACAGCUUUGCUGAUAUCGUAGUUACGCCAAGAAGAAAAAUAAGAAAAAACUUUGAAAACAUGUCAGUUUAUGAUUUCAUAUCAGACGAUUGA
This is a messenger RNA of Saccoglossus kowalevskii, 2746 nucleotides long. RefSeq lists its product as uncharacterized. NCBI's taxonomy places the organism in Eukaryota, Metazoa, Hemichordata, Enteropneusta, Harrimaniidae. Gene Ontology annotation, biological process: homologous chromosome pairing at meiosis; meiotic attachment of telomere to nuclear envelope. The record is from RefSeq and is a predicted model, not a curated record.